Molecule: messenger RNA, 2518 nt
Organism: Mytilus californianus (California mussel)
Lineage: Eukaryota; Metazoa; Mollusca; Bivalvia; Mytilida; Mytilidae
Exons: 2
Coding region: 73-2352 (759 amino acids)
Source: RefSeq, a predicted model, not a curated record
CACUGCACUGUUGGGAAUUCCACCAGGAAGUAAAAUAUAUUGGGCAUUGAGGAAGUCCCUAUCUUUCAAGAAAUGGAAGGCUGUAAAAUUGAAUCCUUACUCUUAUCAAAAACUCUUGACGCACUCGAGCUAUCACAUGAACAUGUUCGUUCAAAGGUGUCGAUGUUUUCGAGGCUUGAAGUUUUAGCGAACGCAGUAGAUUUUCAACCCGAUUACCAGAAUACAAUUCUAACAGGAAGUAUAAUGGACGGAGUUGGUUGGAAAGGAUACAUGACAGAUAUUGAUACCAUGUUGCGUUUCUCUUAUGUGUCUAUAAAGGAAAAGGAAGAAAAAGUACAGGAUGAAAAUACAGAUUAUAUUUUUGAAUUAGCAGAAGAAAAUAUCCAUCCAGGUUAUACCCGACUACGGCUUUACAAAGAAGGGCCACCAAUGGAAAACAACAUUUUCUCUCUGACGCCAAAUGGAGCAAAAUCUUACUGUUUCCAGGAAGAAGGAAAUUUCUUUCUCUCUUCUUACAAAUUUAAAACCGCUUUCAACAGGUACCAGCUGAUUCCAGAGCGACCAGCUUGGGUGAUGCAAAGUUCAUAUAACUAUGCUGUUUCAUUUCCCGACGAGGAGGAAAUCUUAGAACACGGUCCUUCGCUUUGCUUUUCUGAUGAAACAAAAGAAGAACCUCUUCAUGAUUCGGUUCCUUGUUUCCAUUUUCAUGAAUGGCCAAGACAAGCGAAUGAAUGGAAAACGCGCCUACCUAGGAAUUGGCCAAUACAAAAAGACGUUGAUUCAGUUGUUUCAAAAGGCUGUGAAAUUGUCCCAGUUGGCUUUCUUGGAAGUAAAACACGGUAUUUGGAAUGGAGGUUAUCAUUUGCUUUGUCUGAACGGGUUCUUUUACGAACAUUUAACAACAUACAACAUAAGUGCUAUGCGCUUCUUAAAAUGCUUUUAAAGGAUGUUAUUGCCGAGGAGGUUCCUCAAGUGCUUUCAUCAUUCCAUAUGAAAAAUGCCUUAUUCUGGACUUUGGAAAAAAUAGAAAGUGCUAUAUGGUGUGAGGAAAGGGUCACUGAUGCCUUCAUGACGUGUUUAAAUCAAAUGCUUAACUUCAUACGAGACGGGUUUGAACCAUCUUAUUUCAUUCCAACAAAUAAUGUUUUAGAGCGUCGCAUGAAUGCAGAUGAACAACGAAAAUUGGUGGAUUUGUUCAGCGGUUUUAUGAAAGAAGGGUGGAAAUGUUUGCUUCGUUGUAAAUCGUUGACAGCUGAACCAAAUCUUAAAGAAUUACUUCAGCAAUACACCUCCUCCAAAAAUAUUAGUACAUUCCUACAAGAUUUGCAUGAAGUGGAUGUUAAAUCUGUGUGGUUUCAGCAUGACCUUAAACUCUUUCCUCGGUAUGAAGACGCAAGACUAGAAAUCAUGACGACAGUAGCACCCAUAGCAGGUGAUUCCUUGUCAAUGACAAUAGUCCGCCAUCACAUGACACUGAAACGUCUAGAUGAUAGAUCAGUUAAUGAAUUUUACAGGAACACACUUAAACCGAUUAAAGCUGCCAUCAAAUCUAGUUUAGGAUUUCACCUUUUUUCUUUGUACAAUGAGCUGUCUGGUUCAAAUUCGUCCACGGAACACAAUUAUGAUUAUCUUCAAGCAGCAUCAGAGUGUCUUACUGAAGGUAUGAAAUCAGAUGCAGCGGCUGGAAAGCUCAAAUACGCUACCUAUCUGUACAUGACUAGCGAGACAGAUAACUGCAAGAAGAUUGCAGAAGAGAUCGUUGCAAAUACCCACCGGCUUUCAGCAUUUGUACCACAUUUUUUGCCAAACAGAUUUGGGCCAACACCUAAGGAAAUAGAAGACUAUGAGUUAUUUGUCCGGUCAAAUAAUAUGACACUAGAAGAAAGAUUUCUUAGCUCCCUCCAUCAUGCUGUUGUCUUUAUGCCAACUGAGUCUUCAGUGUCGCCUCCUGCGGUGAAAUUUCAACUUCAAACACCGCUACCUGAACCUUUGAAGUAUACAUCAUGGCUUAGCUGGGCGCUAUAUGAUCCUUUGGUAUAUGCCCACUACUUGUUAUUUCUCUGUGAAACAAAGAGUGAUAGGAAAUCUGCUGCUGAGGGUGCACUGGAAUCUAUAGAGAAACUUUUAUCCGAACGACAAGUUGGUUAUGAGGUCUCUGCGAUGAAUUUGCUCGGUUUUUCGUACAUUUCGAUAAACAAUGUCGAAAAGGGGGUUCCAUUUCUUUUACAAGCCAUGGAAAAAGCAAUAAGUCCAAAUUCAACAGUUUGGCAAAUGGGAAGUACUCUAUCUUCUAUACUAGAAGGUCCAUUUGCGAAAUCAAGAAUGGCAACAAAAACCAUGAGUCUCUUGUAAAGAAGUAAUUACGGACAUCAGCGGAACUUGAAUAAUGUAUUUUAGGGUACUAAAAACUUUUAAGUGAGUCGUUUUAAUUCAAACUUAGUUCCGACCAUCUAUGUUUUAGAUUUAUGUUGUAACAUAUCUACUUUGAAUUAAAUUCUUUAUAGACAUUGAAAAAUAA